GUUUCGCCUAGAAACCAGCAGUAAUGGCUGUCCUUGCACCCCUUCUCGCUGUUCUGUACGCAGCUCCGGGACUGUUGCGAUGGGUGUCGCAGCCCUAUUACCUUAUUUCUGCUUUACUGUCUGCCUCUUUUCUUCUGGUUAGAAAGGUACCCCCGGCUUGUAGUGUCCUACCAACACAGCGUGAGGACGGGAAUCCAUGUGACUUUGAUUGGAGGGAAGUGGAGAUCCUGAUGUUCCUCAGCGCCAUUGUCAUGAUGAAAAACAGACGCAGCAUUACUGUUGAGCAGCACAUUGGCAAUAUAUUCAUGUUCAGUAAAGUUGCCAAUACGAUCUUAUUCUUCCGCUUGGACCUGCGUAUGGGACUUUUGUAUAUCACACUCUGCAUAGUUUUCCUUAUGACUUGUAAACCACCCCUUUACUUGGGUCCAGAACACAUCAAGUAUUUCAGUGACAAAACAUUAGAGGAGGAGAUGCAGUCUGAUGGCCGAGUGUCAUGGAUUGUCGAAUUCUUUGCAAAUUGGUCAUCAGAAUGUCAGUCAUUUGCACCAAUAUAUGCUGAACUGUCUUUGAAGUAUAACUGUGCAGGGUUGAAAUUUGGAAAAGUUGAUAUAGGGAGAUAUCCUGAAGUCAGCUGUAGGUACAGCAUUAGUCCAUCUCCUCUGUCCAAGCAGCUCCCCACCCUUAUUUUGUUUCAAGGGGGAAGAGAAGUUUUUAGGAGACCUCAAGUGGAUAAGAAAGGGCGGGCUGUGUCUUGGAGCUUCACACAGGAAAAUGUUAUUCGUGAGUUUAAUCUUAAUGAGCUUUAUCUAAAAGCAAAGAAAAUUCGAAAGCAUCAAGAAGAGUCUAUACACGAGAAUGAAUGGAAUGAUGGCAAGAAGGAUCAAUAAAUGAAAUAUAAGACCACUAUAGUCAUUAUAUCAUUGAUGGGGUAUAUAACCUUCCCCUGUUCUGUACGUCUUUCAUUUGUCCAUUUUUGUUCUCUGUGUUCCUUUUCCUAAUGUUGAUUAUUAACAUGACACACAGAAAUUGUUUAGAUCAAUUUCAGUUGUAAUGUAAGAAACAUAGUGAUUAAUAUAAUAAACAUGUAUAGAGAGUUACAGUAGUUCAAUGGCAUGAGUUGUUUUAAAAUUGCAAAACCUAGAUUAAAAAAUAAAGUAAAAUAACACAU
This is a messenger RNA of Xenopus laevis (African clawed frog), 1168 nucleotides long. It is a transcript of the gene tmx2.S, whose product is annotated as thioredoxin related transmembrane protein 2 S homeolog. Gene Ontology annotation, biological process: brain development. NCBI's taxonomy places the organism in Eukaryota, Metazoa, Chordata, Amphibia, Anura, Pipidae. Gene Ontology annotation, cellular component: endoplasmic reticulum membrane; mitochondrial membrane. The record is from RefSeq and is marked provisional. Gene Ontology annotation, molecular function: disulfide oxidoreductase activity.